Messenger RNA from Anopheles bellator, 5834 nucleotides. RefSeq names its product WASH complex subunit 2 (gene FAM21). The record is from RefSeq and is a predicted model, not a curated record. The transcript is spliced from 4 exons. The coding region runs from base 1 to 4839 and encodes 1612 amino acids. NCBI's taxonomy places the organism in Eukaryota, Metazoa, Arthropoda, Insecta, Diptera, Culicidae.
AUGUCUUUAUUGUGUCUCAAAUUUGCCUCGAAAUGCAAUGCCUAUGUGCACAAAGCCAACACGCCAGAUGAUCUACGCCAGCGUAUUCCCAACUGGUCUCUCGAAUCGGACGGGCAGCUGCUGCAAUAUAUGAUUUCGAUUGCAAAGAAUCUCGAGGAAAAAUGCACCAAAACACGCGACAGCCUAAAUAGUCUUAUGGUACAGGUAGAUCAAACGGAAGUGAAGCUAGCACACACCACCAAUCAGUUGUCCGCCGUAGAGCAAGUGAAGUUUGUCGAGAACCGAGUGGAAGAGGACGACGAAAGCUUCUACGGCUUGCGUCGCCGGAGACAGGUGGACGUGAACAGGGAAAAGGCGACACAUAGCGAUUCGGAGCGAUCGUUGGACGAUAUGAUUCAGCUGGCAGUAGACCGCUCGAUCGAGGGAAUGUACGACUGCUACGAGAAGGUGACCCUCAAACUAGAUAGUGACUCUAGUGACGAUGAUGAUCAGGAACCCCAACGGGGACAAUCGGUUGAUCCAGUCAUCGGCGGUGGUAAGCCAUCGGUAAUGAGAGCCAUUCCGAGGUACUCGUUCAUUGAGCGGCCGCUACCGCACGUGAUUGGAUCGAAAGAGUGGCACAGCAAGUGGCACGUUGGACUGAUCGAUUCGGAAGACGAAUCCAACUCCGACCGUAAAGAGGAGUACUCUGAGUCGUCUAGUGACACGGAUGGAAUGUUUCCGUCGCAGCCGAACAGCAAAAACCACACUCCGUCAGAGUCGGAAAGCUCGAUCUGGGGGACGGAGGCACGAAAGCGGACACACUCGAUGGAUCCAAGCAACGACGAGGGCUCGUCAGUGUAUUCGUACGGUAGCUCAUCCAAACCACAGCUCUUUCCUGUGCCUCAGCGAGCACCGGUAAAUGUUGCUCCAAUCGCCACGAACCGUCUAAAACCUCCCGGUCUCUUUCCCGAGGAACCGCCGGAAGAAGAGCCCUCGGAGAACGCUCGAAAACCGGUUGAAAAGGGUCUUUUCGAUGAUUCGCCAGCGGAGGAAGACGAUAUGUUGCCAACGCCAGUGCCAAAGACAUCACAAGCGCAAGUUGGUGCCAAUCGAGAUCUCUUCUUUCGUCCGCCUGCUCAACCAACACGCAAAACAGUCAAUCUUUUCGAUGAUGAACCGCCUCCGGUAACGAAUCAGGAGCAACCAUACAUCGCAGAACAAAAGCGUUCGAUAAAUCUGUUUGUUGAAAGUGAGGACGAGAGUGAGUCGGUAGAAAAUAUGCGAAACAACAACACCAGCGAUCGUAAAUUGAUUUCCGACCUACCACCUGAGCAAGUGAAUGAUCGGCAUCGGAUCACUUCGAAACUGGGAAGCAGCUCCGUGCUUUCGUCCCAAGCUGAUCCCCGUGCGAAAUUGGUUGAUGAACUGAACAACAACUUCCAAAAGCAACAGCAACCGGUUCCCAUCGGAAGGGAAACAGUUACCGUAACUCCCCGAGAGCAACGUUCCAAUCUGUUCGACGAUGAACAUCCGGAAGAUCAAUUCGACAAAUUGUUUGCCAACUCUACCGCUGCGGUGCAACCGGCGCCCCGAAAACAACCGGAACAACCAACACCUGCCAGCCGAUCAAAAGAUUCGACCAGAAAGCCAGUGGUGAACUUGUUUGCGGAUGAUAAUGAUAGCGAUGACGAUGCUAUUGUGGUGGGUAGCAGUGAAAAGCAAACGCCAAACAUCGCAAGAUCUGCAUCUUUGAUGAGUCCUAAUCGUCUGACGCUAUCCACGGUAACCAGCGAUCGGGUGACGAUCAAGAAAAAGUCUAUCUUCGACGAGUCUGACUCGGAAGGCGACGAUGCCAUGCUUUUCGGUCAAAACAGCAAGCCACCAAGCAUGAACACCAAUACUAAGGAUUCGAGCAAAAUCCCGUCAUCGGCUGUACCAGUGGAAGUAAUAAAAAAACCAGCAAAAUCCAUCUUCAGUGACAGCUCCGAAGAGGAAGAUGAUGAUGAUUCGCUUUUUGGCAAUUCUUCCAACAUCGUGAAAAACAAGCUCGAUGCACUGAAGCGUGGCAAUGGUAGCGACGGCACUUCGGCGUCAUCUAAGCCAAAUGAACCCAUCCAAGGAUUGGAAGCAGUACCAAAACGUGAAUCUAUUGUUCAGGAUAAAUCGUCGAAUGAUGAUGAUCGUUUGUUCGGAGCAGAAAUGGACCGUAAUUUGGGAACCAUUGCACCACUAGCUGCAUCGCAAAAAAGUGUCCUCCAAACGUCGCUUUUCGAUGAUCAACCACCAUCGGACGAUGAUGAUGGUGGACUUUUUGGUAGUGGGCGAACUAGUAUUGCCGGAAUUACAGCGAAACUUACCUCGGUGAAAGUAUCCAACGGCCCAAAACCACACAGCGAAACAGCUUCAUCAGCUGCAGUGGCAGAUUUAAACAAAACCAUCGAAAGCACUACAGCUAUCACAGAAAACACAGCAGAAAAGGCCGACAUAAUCCAAAGCAAUGAUGGUGCUACAAACAAUGAUAGCACAAAUCCAUUCUCGGAACGACGAGCCGAUCCUCUUGCGGGCACCAGCGUACGGAAUAUGAUAAUGAAAAAGGCGAUCUUUCACUCAGAUUCGGAAAGCGAUGAACAAAAUGAGUCUCUGUUUGGUUCAGAAUCAGAAAACGCAAUUCUCCCCACUGUACCCAGUAGCCAGUCGGUGGCCGACAGUGCAAUAGAUUGUGAUACGACGGCAACGGCUCAGGGUGUGAGCGCCGAAAAUCGAAUACGAAUUAUCAAUUCAGAAGAAACUCAAUCGUCGAAGGAGAAUCUGCUAAAUGCACCGAGAUUAACCAGUGCGGAAGAACCAAAAAAGAACACUCCGGAAGACUCCGCCGCUGAAGGGCUCACAUCGACCAAUAGCGAACCAAAUGAUGCCGAACAAAAUACUGAUGCACUAAAUGGUAAAACUUCCGUUAGUUCCACAGUAGUUAAUGAUAUAGUUUUACUGCACGAUUCUAAUGAACCGAAAGCCACCGUUUUAAAAACAUCUUUGUUUGAGGCUUCCUCUGAGGAGGAACGCAGUGACAUCGAGGAGAGGGCAAAAGGAAACCACGAUGAAGUGGGGCACGUGAAAUCAAAAGCGAAACAAUUGGAAGCAAGCCCAUCGAAUCAUAAGCAGGUAACAGAACAUGAAAAUGUAUCGCCUAUCUCUAGUUCUUUGGUCGAUCCUGUUGCCGAUGGUGCGAAGUUCCCUACUCAAGGCCACUCCCAAGAGCCGUCGACGUUGGAUGCAGACGAAAAUCCAUCUCCGUUAAUGAUUGCGAAUGAUAUUGAUUAUUAUUUGCGAACCAAUGAGCUUCCUGUCAGUGAACCGCGUGAUGCUUCGAACGUAUCCGACGAGCCUACGACACCGCCACCGAGCGCACCAGCAAAGUCUGAACCAAAACGUGCCUUAAACUUCAGCCCAAUCGGUCUUUUCGAUGAUUUACCCCCACCCGAUGAUAUGGAUGGCUUGGAACAGAACGAAAAACAUUUUACCUCCGCCACCGGCAACGAAUCGUCACUAUCUGUCGAGGAUGUGCCCACAUACGGUGAAUCACAGUCGAUGGAUUAUACACCGAACGGAUCUAGUGCCAGCCAGCAGCGAUACAUGUUUGACAAUGAACCUCCACCGGAUGACGUGGACAACUACCGAACUACGGGAGCCUCGGCAAGGCAGCUGUUUGAGGGAAAACUAACUUCGAACGAUUUCUCCGUGUCAUUGCCGCCGUUUCCCAGUGUGCGCGAACCAGAGAAGGCCGCACGCCCAAAGGUGAACAAGUUAAACAGUAAAUUGUCCAUUAAUGUGGCGGCACUUCUUCCUGGCGCUCGUCGGCUACCGGUGACGUCGAAGGAGAACGCGACCGAUUCCUCAUCAUUGCCAGAACGGGACGAGAAAAAUCAGACCGAUCUAAGUUCGGCGGCUGGCUCCAGCAGUAAUAGUGCGCCAGAAAAGCUUUUAGUUAACCUUAACAAGGGACGUGCCCGUAUACCGGCAAAAAGGAAGCCGCCAUCGAGGUCGAAUCUACGAGUGGGGAAUAGUUCAGACGAAGCAAAAGACACACAUUCCGAUGAUGCGCGGAUAGUGGUGGGUUCCGAGGGAAAAAUUGAACAUAUCGAGGCAGCAUUCCCUGCUGCUGAAACAGUACGCAACGAAUUUGAGAAUAUCAAAGCACAGCGGGAACCAUCUCCAGACGUGACGAUAAAACCUGCGGAACCAGCGAUGGACCGUUUAAGAGCAAGUGCACGCAAUACAGUCACCAAAACGGUGCUACCAGUUGGAAAUGAAACUUCUGUGUCAAAGAGUACCACAACACGACAGACGGAAGUAUCGGUUGUAUCGAAAUCGAUCUUUGGUGACAGCGAGGACGAUGAGGAUGAGGCGGAUGAUUUGUUUAGUAAACUACCAUCGAAAGCACCCCUCUCGGUAGCAUCGAAAGCCCGGUUAUCGCAGGCGGUAACUGGCACCGAAAACACUCGCAGCAUAUUCGGUAGUGACGACGAUGCAGGAUGCGACGUUGACGAAGACGAUCUGUUUGGCACGAAAAAAUCAUCAAAAUCAGGCUCGACUAUUGUUGGCCAGUUGAAAUCGGCGGUAACAUCGAAUGUGCUUAAACCUUCGAAGGGGACAAAAAGCCUUUUCGGCGAUGACGGUAGUGACGCUGACGAUGAUGAUGAUCUGUUUAGUAGCAAACCUAACGCUUCCAUCCCGAAAGCCAGCGAUCGAACGGUUCAAAGUAACAAAUUCGAUGGUAAACCGGCCACGACGGCGUCCACCACACGCACUGUCACCAAACGCACAUCGAUAGAUCCGCUAGCAGAUUUACUGGACUCCUAGGGACUCCUGGUGGAGGCAAUCUUCAUCGUUCUGCUGGUUUUCUAACAGCAUUCGGUUCAUGCUAUUGAUAUUGGUUUGCUAUGCAUCGCGAGAAGCUGCAUUAAGUCAGGAAGUGCAAUGAAUAUCACAUACGAAAGGAUAAUAGUUCUGGUUUCGAGCGCGAUAUUGCUAUGAAGUUUUGCAGAGAUUACCAAAAACCAGUCGUUGCUGAAGAGUCCGUUCCUUAGCUGCGCCAUAACGGAUGAGCACGAACAAAAUUAUAACAUUCGAUAUUUUGUUAACCUUGCCGCUGCUUCGCUGCCACGGUUUGUUGUUAUCUAGUCACAGUAAAUCAUAAUUUGAUCGAUUCGGGAGUUAUAAAUUCGUUUUGCCGUUCCAUCAUCAUCAUACUCAGUAUCAGACGUGUUCCGAGCCUCGCUGCACCGUAACUUUUCAUCUAAUUACAUUCCAUCAGUUUAUUUUUGCUUCGAUAUAACUGACGGCCACAAGUGCUAUGAUUCCAUUUAAUAUGUUUUGCAAAGUAUUCCCUUUAUGUUGUUACCUUAGUGCGUUUUCCAUUUUUCUCCAUAAAUAUUGUGGCAUCGUUCUUUUUUAUUGUUGUGAAUUAAAUUCCCACAUCCGACAGGUCGUCGGGAUAAUUACUUGCUACCAUUAAUUAUUUAGACAUUCUAUUCACUUCUCCAAACCUUAGUUUCGCGUACAUCAACAUACGAAUUUAUACAAUUUAAUUAAAGAUUUUUCAGAAACAUGUUUGAUAAUUUGUUAUCACUAAAGAGUGUGUUGUUGGUAAUUAAGUAUAUACUGUUCCUUUAUAACGAAGAUUUUCUUGAUUUUCACUAGUAAAUGCAGCAUUACAGUUAGCCCAGAGAAUAAAUGUUUAAGCUGUAGUUUUAUUAGAUAAAUGGCAAAUGGAAAGUGCUAAUGUGGGUGCAAGGAAGUUAUUAGUAAAGCGCAAAUGAAAUAAACGAAGUAUUGACCUAAGUGUCUUUAUAUAU